ACUGAAUAUAAGUACCGGCAAAAAUUUUAUUAUUCACACUUUGAAAUCAUUUGUGAAAAUGAGCCUUAAGUACUUCGGAAUUUUAGUCGCCAUUUUGGCGGUCGAGUCAGCUGUUGGACUAGAUCCAACAAUACAAAUAAAAUAUAAGAAACUCACCUCAAAAACUCCUGACAAUCCUUACUUCAAAAAUAUGGUAACGGAAAUCUCAGAUUCAGGGGAGAAAGGAACUGCGAAAUUUUCAAUCAGUAAAACGUUACCUGACACAACCACGAUAUCAGUAACUGUUGAGCUUGAAGGUCAAGUAGUCGCAGAUUUUGAAGAUAUGUUGAGUGAAUUGAUGAAGAACGAAGUUUACGGUAAAGAUAUGCUUAAGUAUGGAUUGCCUAAGGAUAAGUUCCCUAAAGAGAGCCCAAUCAGCCCAGGUGAUUAUGAAAUAAGCAAAUAUCCGAUUCCGAAGGAUAAAUUCCCUCCGGGCAUGCCACCUGGUGACUAUGAAGCAAAACUAGUUAUCGGGGAACCCGACUUAGGUCCAUGGGUGAUAGUGGAAGCCGUAAUUGAAAUUUCUCAUGAUGUUCCUGGAGUACCAGUUCCUGGACUAGGACGUUGAUUUAAUUCCAGAAUCUUUUCUACUCAUCGGUU
Cotesia glomerata is the source of this 639-nucleotide messenger RNA. RefSeq lists its product as uncharacterized. The record is from RefSeq and is a predicted model, not a curated record. NCBI's taxonomy places the organism in Eukaryota, Metazoa, Arthropoda, Insecta, Hymenoptera, Braconidae. The coding region runs from base 59 to 607 and encodes 182 amino acids. The transcript is spliced from 4 exons.